ACGUCAGGGCUGGACCUGGAUUUCCGUGGGAGAACCGGAAGUGCUGGAUCCCGGACUGUCUGAGACCAGCUGAUCCAGAACCAGAACCAGGACCAGACCAGAACCAGAACAGAACCAGGACCGAGACCUCCGAGGGAAAGAGGAACCGCUGGACCAGGAACUGGACCAGGAACCGGACCAGAACCAUGUGGAAGGCAGCGGCGGGUCAGAACAUCAACGUGGCCGUAGACCAGGGGGGGGACGACUGGGAGACCGACCCGGACUUUGAGAAUGACGUGUCGGAGAAGGAGCAGCGCUGGGGGGCCAAGACGGUGGCGGGUUCUGGACACCAGGAGCACAUCGACAUCCACCGGCUGCGGGAGACGGUUUCCACCGAGCACACCAGCCUGAAGCAGAAGGAGCUGGACCACAUGCCCCAGGCCUCGCACGGGUACGGGGGCAAGUUCGGCCUGCAGCAGGACCGCAUGGACAAGUCGGCCGUGGGCCACGACUACCAGAGCCAGCUGUCCAAGCACUGCUCCCAGACCGACACGUCCAAGGGCUUCGGGGGAAAGUUCGGCCUGCAGGCGGACCGGGUGGACCAGUCGGCCGUCGGCUUCGAGUACGUGGGGAAGACGGAGAAACACGCCUCGCAGAAAGACUACUCCACCGGGUUCGGCGGCCGCUACGGCGUCCAGGCGGACCGGGUCGACCAGAGCGCCGUGGGCUUCGACUACCAGGGCAAGACGGAGAAACACGAGUCGCAGAAAGACUACGCCAAGGGCUUCGGGGGGAAGUUCGGCGUGGAGGCCGACCGGGUGGACCAGAGCGCCGUGGGGUUCGAGUACCAGGGGAAGACGGACAAGCACGAGUCCCAGAAAGACUACGUGAAAGGCUUCGGGGGGAAGUUCGGGGUCCAGACGGACCGGCAGGACAAGUCGGCGCUGGGCUGGGACCACCAGGAGAAACUGCAGCUGCACGAGUCCCAGAAAGAUUACUCUAAAGGCUUUGGAGGAAAGUUCGGGGUCCAGAACGACCGGAUGGACAAGAGCGCCGGCACCUUCGAGGACGUGGCCAAGCCGACCUCGUCCUACCAGAAGACCAAACCGGUGGAAGCUGCCGGCAGCAGCACCGGCAGCAUCAAGGCCCGGUUCGAGAACAUCGCCCGGCAGAAGGAGGAGGAGGACCGGCAGCGGGCCGAGGAGGAGCGGGAACGCCGCCGGGCCACGGAGAAGCAGGAGCAGGAGGAGGCCCGGAGGACCCAGGAGGCCCAGGAGACCCAGGAGGCCCAGGAGACCCCCCCGGCCCGGAGGACUCAGGACACCCCCCAGGUCCAGGUCCAGGCCCCCCCGGCCCCCAAAGCCCCCACGACUCCCAGCCCGGCCCCCCCGGUCCCGGUCCAGGUCCCGGUCCCGGUCCAGCCCGCCGCCGCACCGCUCUAUCAGGAGGUGGAGGACGUCACCUACGACGCCCCUGAGAACGGAGGGUCCGUGUACGAGGUGGAGAAUCCUCCGGACCAGGAUCUGUACCAGAACCCCGAGGAGCCCGAAGCAACCGAAGUGCAGCAGUACGAGUACGGAGAGGACCUGGGGGUGACGGCGGUGGCGCUGUACGACUACCAAGCAGCCGGCGAUGACGAGAUCUCCUUCGACCCCGAUGACAUCAUCACCAACAUCGAGAUGAUUGACGAGGGCUGGUGGCGCGGCGUCUGCCGCGGCGCCUACGGCCUGUUCCCCGCCAACUACGUGGAGGUCCGGCAGUAGGGGCGGGGCCUGAUGGUAACCCCGCCCCUCCUAUAAGACCCCGCCCAUUUCCCUCCCAGGCCCCGCCUCCUCGAUUCCAUGACCCAAACAUCCUUCCCAUGAUGCAUCAUUCCCCCCCAACUGCAGUUCAACAACCAAGUCACCAAAGACUGAAAUCGUAGCUCGACUAGUAGAAGAAGAAGAAGAAAAGGUCAACUCUGGAUGAUCCUACCAACCUGACCCUUGACUUACUUCCUUCCUUCCUUCCUUCCUUCCUUCCUUCCUUCCUUCCUUCCUUCCUUCCUUCCUUCCUUCCUUCCUUCCUUCCUUCCUUCCUUCCUUCCUUCCUUCCUCCCUCCCUCCCUCCAUCCCUCCCUCCUUUAUCAACUGACUGCCUCAUGUUUUUCUUAAAGUUGGGGAACAUGUUGGUUUUUCUACACUAAAUCAGUCUGGGGGGUCCAGGAUCUGGGGGGGAACAGGUCCUGGUCCAGGUCCAGGACCAGGUCCAGGUCCAGGUCCAGGUCCAGGACCAGGUCCAGGACUUCAUCUCCAUGGAGGAACCACAAGGGAAACUGGUUUUCAGCCGACGGUCAUUGAUCAGAAUCGUGACAGAAAUCCAGACGAUCUGGAGCUGAAUUUGUUCCCGUCGCCGUUUUUCUGGAUCUUUAUUUUUUUUGAGUCUGUGUGAUGCUCGGUGACGGCGGCGGCUCGAUCCUCCACCUGCCGCUAGCGGCGGCUCGACCCCCCCCCCCCCGACCCGCCGCUAGCGGCGGCUCGACCUGCCGCUAGCGGCGGCUCGACCCGCCGCUAGCGGCGGCGGUUCGAUCCCCCGACCUGCCGCUAGCGGCGGCUCGACCUGCCGCUAGCGGCGGCUCGACCUGCCGCUAGCGGCGGCGGUUCGAUCCCCCGACCUGCCGCUAGCGGCGGCUCGACCUGCCGCUAGCGGCGGCUCGACCUGCCGCUAGCGGCGGUGGUUCGAUCCCCCGACCUGCCGCUAGUGGCGGCGCCGUAGCUUGAACAGCUUGUGCUGGAGUCUCGAGGACUUUCACUAAUCCAUCGCUGGGGUUUUAUAAUAAAAGUGACCUUUUCAGAUUAUUAUUUUUAUCUGUACUGCUGUUUUCGCUUUAGUUGCAUCAUUACCUGCUUUUUUUUUAAGUUUCAAUAAAUAAAGUAUGAAUUAUCAAAA
This is a messenger RNA of Cololabis saira (Pacific saury), 2907 nucleotides long. Its product is annotated as src substrate cortactin-like. Gene Ontology annotation, molecular function: actin filament binding. The record is from RefSeq and is a predicted model, not a curated record. Gene Ontology annotation, cellular component: cortical actin cytoskeleton; plasma membrane; site of polarized growth. Gene Ontology annotation, biological process: regulation of actin filament polymerization. The transcript has 15 exons. Lineage: Eukaryota; Metazoa; Chordata; Actinopteri; Beloniformes; Belonidae. Bases 186 to 1742 code for a protein of 518 amino acids.